Molecule: messenger RNA, 2952 nt
Organism: Arvicanthis niloticus (Nile rat)
Lineage: Eukaryota; Metazoa; Chordata; Mammalia; Rodentia; Muridae
Source: RefSeq, a predicted model, not a curated record
CACUUGGACGGUGAAGCGGAGUUCACUGCAGUGGCGGCUCCGCCCAGUGCAGCCACAGGCAUCGCUGGUGGCCGGGAAGGGCAUACUGCCCCUUUUCCAGCCCUCAGAAGUUUACUGCCCUGUGCCUGGAGCUCCCGGCUAGGUGGUCAUCCCCUGACCUUGUGUUAUACGUUGGAUCUAGUGACCAUCCAGAAAUGCUUGUCUCCUGCCAUUGGUGAAUAACUGCAGACCAUGGAUCAUGCUGAAGAAAAUGAAAUCCCUGCAGAGACUCAGAAGUACUACGUGGAAAGGCCGAUCUUCAGUCAUCCUGUCCUCCAGGAGAGGCUGCACGUCAAGGACAAAGUCACAGAGUCUAUCGGGGAUAAGCUGAAACAGGCAUUCACGUGUACUCCUAAAAAAAUAAGAAACAUCAUUUACAUGUUCUUGCCCAUCACUAAGUGGUUGCCAGCGUAUAAAUUCAAGGAGUAUGUGUUGGGUGACUUGGUCUCAGGCAUAAGCACUGGGGUGCUUCAGCUCCCUCAAGGCUUAGCCUUCGCGAUGCUGGCAGCUGUGCCUCCGGUGUUUGGCCUGUACUCUUCGUUUUAUCCCGUUAUCAUGUACUGUUUCUUCGGAACCUCCAGGCACAUAUCUAUAGGUCCUUUUGCUGUUAUUAGCUUGAUGAUUGGCGGUGUGGCUGUCCGGUUAGUACCAGAUGAUAUUGUCAUCCCAGGAGGAGUAAAUGCAACCAACGGGACAGAAGCCAGAGAUGCAUUAAGAGUGAAAGUGGCCAUGUCUGUUACCUUACUUUCAGGAAUCAUUCAGUUUUGCCUAGGUGUCUGUAGGUUUGGAUUUGUGGCCAUAUACCUCACAGAGCCGUUGGUGCGAGGCUUUACCACUGCGGCUGCUGUACACGUCUUCACCUCCAUGUUAAAAUACCUGUUUGGGGUCAAAACAAAGCGGUACAGUGGGAUCUUUUCAGUGGUGUAUAGUACAGUUGCUGUGUUGCAGAAUGUUAAAAACCUCAACGUGUGUUCCCUAGGCGUCGGCCUGAUGGUUUUUGGUUUGCUGUUGGGUGGCAAGGAGUUUAAUGAGCGAUUUAAAGAGAAACUGCCAGCACCCAUUCCUCUAGAGUUCUUUGCUGUGGUGAUGGGGACUGGCAUUUCUGCAGGGUUUAACUUGCAUGAGUCCUACAGCGUGGAUGUCGUUGGAACACUUCCUCUGGGGCUACUCCCUCCUGCCAACCCAGACACCAGCCUGUUCCACCUGGUAUAUGUGGAUGCCAUUGCCAUAGCCAUCGUUGGAUUUUCAGUGACGAUCUCCAUGGCCAAAACCUUGGCAAAUAAGCAUGGGUACCAGGUUGAUGGCAAUCAGGAGCUCAUUGCCCUGGGGAUAUGCAACUCCAUCGGAUCUCUCUUCCAAACCUUCUCAAUUUCUUGCUCCUUGUCGAGAAGCCUUGUUCAGGAAGGAACUGGAGGGAAAACACAGCUUGCAGGUUGCUUGGCCUCGCUGAUGAUUCUGCUCGUCAUAUUAGCCACCGGAUUUCUCUUUGAGUCGUUACCCCAGGCUGUGCUUUCUGCCAUUGUGAUUGUCAACCUGAAAGGAAUGUUCAUGCAGUUCUCAGACCUUCCCUUCUUCUGGAGAACCAGCAAAAUAGAGCUGACCAUCUGGCUCACCACCUUUGUAUCCUCCCUGUUCCUGGGCUUGGACUAUGGACUGAUUACUGCCGUGAUCAUUGCUCUGCUCACUGUGAUUUAUAGAACACAGAGUCCGAGCUACAAAGUCCUGGGACAGCUCCCCGACACUGAUGUGUACAUUGACAUAGAUGCAUAUGAGGAGGUGAAAGAAAUUCCUGGAAUAAAAAUAUUCCAAAUAAAUGCCCCAAUUUACUAUGCAAAUAGUGACUUGUAUAGCAGCGCAUUAAAAAGAAAGACUGGCGUGAACCCAGCACUCAUUAUGGGAGCGAGAAGAAAGGCCAUGAGGAAGUAUGCAAAGGAAGUUGGAAAUGCCAACAUGGCCAACACCACUGUUGUCAAAGUGGAUGCAGAAGUAGAUGGAGAAAGUGCUGCAAAGCCUGAGGAAGAGGAUGAUGAAGUCAAAUAUCCUCCAAUAGUCAUCAAAACAACAUUUCCUGAAGAGCUGCAGAGAUUUUUGCCCCAGGGGGAAAAUGUCCACACUGUCAUUCUAGACUUUACACAGGUCAAUUUUGUGGAUUCUGUUGGAGUGAAAACUCUGGCCGGGAUUGUGAAAGAAUAUGGAGAUGUUGGAAUUUAUGUAUAUUUAGCAGGAUGCAGCCCACAAGUUGUGAAUGACCUCACCCGCAACUAUUUUUUUGAAAAUCCUGCCUUAAAAGAGCUUCUGUUCCACAGUAUUCAUGACGCAGUCCUGGGCAGCCAAGUUCGAGAGGCAAUGGCUGAGCAAGAAGCCACAGUUCCACCUACCCAGGAGGAUAUGGAGCCCAAUGCCACACCCACCACACCAGAAGCAUAAAGGACCUGCAUGGGGCUGUGCACCUCUCAUGAAUUCUGAACUUAUACACAUUAAAUACAUUAAAUACCAGGUCAUAGGUUUGCUGUAAGGGAAACGCUAUGAGUUACGGCUUGAUUUGGAGGGUGAAUGCAAGAUGUAUCUCGCACUUGUGUUGUUUAAAUUGAGUAUUUCAAAGAUUAACUGGCCUCUUGCACUUCUGUAGUGGCAUUUCCAUCAUACCUUAAUAUUAUCUCUGUUUUGUGGGGGUUUUUUUCCCACUCCUGAUUUCUUUAUUAUCUGAAACCUUUGGAAUCACAUAAAACUACGAAAUUACCAAAUGUCUUAAAAUCUGUAUGAAAAACAUAAAUUACCUCUAAUUGCAAACCCUCAUUUAUUAAUGUAUUACUCAAGCCCCAAAAAAAGAGAAAGAGAAAAAAGAAAAGCUAAUCGUACACCAUUUUUUUUUUUUUAACGAAAAGAAUCUGUUCCUUCUACCUGUGUUCACCC